Messenger RNA from Aegilops tauschii subsp. strangulata, 576 nucleotides. Lineage: Eukaryota; Viridiplantae; Streptophyta; Magnoliopsida; Poales; Poaceae. The record is from RefSeq and is a predicted model, not a curated record.
AUGCGGCUCCCGAGGUCAAGGCUCCAGGAGCCUCGGGAGGUUCUGCGUGAUCUUGACAAUGCGAAGGCUGAGGCGUCUCUUAAGGUUUCCCACGAGGCUUGCUCCCAAGCCUUGGAGGAGGCUCAUGAGGCCGACCGCCGUCACGAGGCCGCCGAGAAGCACGCAUGGGAGUUCCACGCCUGGAGCGCGUCCCUAGAGCAGCAGAUGGAGGCGCGCAGAGCCGCCCUUGCGUCGCUGAGGGGGGCGCCUGUCAAGGAGGAAGAGGUCCGGAAGCACGCGGAGGCGUUGGCGCUGGAGGCCGUGGAGCGCAGCCUCGAGCUUGAACAAUUGGAGACAAGGGAGUGCCAAGUCACCCAAGCAGAAGAUGUCGUCGGGGUUCGCGAGCCCAGGGUCCAGGAGGAGGUGGACCGCCGGGUGGCCGAGGUUCGCGCAGAACUGGAGGGAAGGUAUGACUUGAAGCUGAAGCUUGCAGACGAAGGCGACGUGGUUGAUGACGGCGACGGAGGUGUCUCCGAAGGCGGCGAUGGUGCCGAGAAGACGACGACGACGCGAGUGACGCGUCCGAGGGCGAUGUAG